AUGCGCGCCAUGCACAGCCUGCUGCGCCUGCGCCUGCGGCUGUAUUGGCGCCCGCGCGGCUUGGCCACUCGCCCGCACUUCCCCAGCUUCAAAGCGGACCUGCCCCCGGAGGUGGCUGCGCCCGGCUUCGGCCACUCGGGCCUUCCAACUUCGGAGGAGUUUGGGGAGAUACUGUUCGAGGAUCUGCCGGAGGAGUUUGCCAAAGAAGCCUUCGAGGCAGAGGAGCCGGUUGUGAGGCCUCUGCCCCGGGAAGCGCCGCUGAGCGACGAGGAGCUGCGCGAGGCCAAUGUGCUGACCCUGUCCAGGGAGGAGUUUGUUUGGGCCGUCGGCCGCGCUGCCACCAUUGGCCUGCCCGCCACUGCCCGGCUUUGGCGCGACCUGCCGCACGCGAUCCACGCCUUUGGGGCCAAGGAGCUGAGCGAGUCGGAGCUGUGCCGACUCCUGCAGGCGCUGGCCUAUGCCCCGCGCGACGUGGCGCUCGACAAGCCGCUGCUCCGAAGACUCUUCAAGGUCUUCGCGCUCCGCGCCAAGGCUUUCUCGGAUGAGCAGCUCAUGCGAGUGCUCUACGCCUACGGCAAGCUGGCCGACAAGCGCGGCAUUCAGAUCCCGGAGUUCAUGGACUUUGCGACGAGCGAGGUGGUUGAGCGCGAUGCCUCCUUGAAGCCUUGGCGCAAGGUGCGGAUCUUGGAGUCGGUGGGGGCGCUGCCAGAGGCCGGCGCGGAGUUCAAGUCCCUGAUCGUGGGCCAGAUCCUGAAAGCCGGGGCCCAAUCCUUGGACGCGGAGCGCUUCGCUGAGUUCGUGCCCAUGGCGGUGGACGCCAAGCACACGGAGCGCGAGGGCACCGCGGAGAAGCUGAACGCGGUGCUCCGGCGCAAGCUGAAACACAUCCACUUCAGCAAUCCAGACUUGAUCCUGGCCUGCGGCAUGCCGAUGUUCUUCUUCGAUCUCAUGAAGACCUCUGUCCUGUCGCGCUGGCUGGACCGCUUGGCGCGCCUCGACCUGCCACUUACGGAGGGCGCAAGGGUGCGAACGGGCCUGGCCUAUGUCGACGUUGACGUGGAGGACACGCCCAGGAGGCGUGCAAAGAAGCCGCGAAAUCAGGACUGGCUGCAGCCCGCAGACGCUAAAAGGGCCACCAAGAACCUGGAAGCCCUCAAGCAGGUGGAGCUGGUCCUCCGGCACCAGCGCGAGAGCAGCAUGGAGUCCCUGACGCCCCCAGGGCUCCGCCUGCUGAAGCGCGCCAGGGACCUGCCGCUGCAGCCGCCUCCCCAGUACGACAUGCCAGAGCUUCCUCACGUUUAUGCGGGGCUGUCCAAGCUCUUCCGAAAGUUGGGAGUGUUGCUCCACCCCACGGUCUACGGGCCCUACUUGCUGGAGCUGGCGGACCCCCUGGGGCAGCUGGCGGUGGAGUGGGACAGCAGCUGGCAGCUCUACCCCCCCUGGCGGCGCGCAAGGCACCAGGAGUUCGUGCAGAGAAAGCACUUCCACCUGCGCGCGGAGGGCUGGAAGGUCUUGGAAGUGCCGCUCGCGAAGUUCCAGGCGUUGUCCAGGGAGGAGGAGCUGGGAUUCCUCGAAGAUUUCGCGAAGCGCUUGGAACACUUGCGUGUGGCGGCAGAGUCGGAAAGCGGCAUCCGCGGAGACAAGUCAGCAGAUGCAUUCCAGAGCCCCUUUGCCCAACUGCAUGUCACCGGGCUGAGGCGAAGAGUGGAGAUGACAGAGCUUCGAUUGCCCUCCAUGGACAGCUUGAAGCUUGAGAUGCGCUUCUCAGCCCAGAGCCUCGUCUACCACUUGCCCAGCCACAACACGCUGCUGCAGGCAGGGACUCAAAUCUCGCAAGCGCAUCAUGGGCUGCAGCUCCAGUGUAGCCACUGGUGGGGUGUCACCAUCCGAGUCGGAGGCACCGGCACGGUGGAGACCAAUGAGUCCGUGAGCUAUCGGGAGCCAGACGCCAGCUUCGUCUCUAUGGACUGGAUUAGUCCCUCGCUCGAUGGCCCGCCCACAGCCACGAGCCACCAGAAGCAUGUGAGGAGUCUCAACUUCUUCCUCAAGCGAUUAGAGGUCGACAAAACCAUCCUCAAAGACGAGGUGAAGCUACGCAGAAUGGACGCACCACUUUGA
Molecule: messenger RNA, 2118 nt
Organism: Effrenium voratum
Lineage: Eukaryota; Dinophyceae; Suessiales; Symbiodiniaceae
Source: the annotation of a GenBank genome assembly